AUGUCCCAGGCUGCUGUGCACCAACAAGGCACGCCGCAGUACUACGACAACUACGAUGGCCCCUCCAGCCGCAACGCCUUCGCCAAUGGGUCCGAACUGACUUCCAGUCCACACUCAACACGGCGGACAGCGCGAUCGGGUGAGGGUGCAAAUGCUUCGCUGCCGGGCACACCGCAACAAGCCGGCUUCAGCUCCCCUGGCGGUUCCACGUCCAUGAGCACUCCCAGGCCAUCAGGACUGCCUACAUCGGGUACCCAUGACGACAUGGCGAGCUCCACCUACCAACAAUACUACCCGGACCACGCCAGUCUGCCAAUCCGCACUGCGGCCGCCCAGACACCUUCCUCCACAGCCAAUUAUGACGGCUCACGCUACAGCACGUCACGUGGACAGCAGUCGGGAAGUGCCGCUGGAUAUGGCAGUGAGAGUGAUCGUACAGGCACGAGCGACAGUGAACGCCGGCGUCAGCAGCAGCGCUCACCUCGCGAGUCACAGCCGCAGCAGCAACCAGGCAGCGGUCGCAGUCAAAGAUCCCGCCAAGCACCGGUGACAAGCCGCUCACAGAACGCAAUCGGCCAGACGCCCAUUGAUACAUCACUCCCACGCGAGAACAGCACCGUGAUCAACCGCAUAGUAGUGGACGACCCCGGCACCGAUAUCUCACGCGAAAGACAACGCGUAGCUGAAGCACGUCCGCUGCACGGCGGUGACGGAGCCGCGCCUAUCAUGAGUUCUGAGUAUGGCGCUGCAGACCCCGCUCCAGUACCUCAACAGCGAAGUCGGCAAGAGCACCUCAAGCACAACUCUACUACGUCCAGCCGGAAGGAAGUCAAGUUUGGAGAGUACAUUCUUGGCUCGACCCUGGGUGAGGGAGAGUUCGGCAAAGUCAAGAUGGGCUGGAAGAAGGACAGUCCAGUGCAGGUCGCCAUCAAACUCAUCCGCAAGGACACCCUGGCUGGCAAUGCGGCACGCCUACCUAAGAUCCACCGAGAGAUCAAUAUUCUCAAAGAGCUCGAGCAUCCCAACAUCGUCAGACUGCACGAGUUUAUCGAGACCGAGAGACAUAUGGGUAUAGUGCUUGAAUAUGCUUCCGGCGGUGAGCUGUUCGAUUACAUCCUCAACCACCGAUAUCUCAAGGAUCCAGCUGCUCGGCGUCUAUUCGCUCAGCUUACCUCCGGCGUCGGCUAUCUUCACAAAAAGGGUAUUGUGCAUCGCGAUCUGAAGUUGGAGAAUCUGUUGCUUGAUAGGAACAAGAACAUCAUCAUCACCGACUUCGGCUUCGCGAACACCUUCGACCGCUAUGACGAGCUCGGGGAGGCGCUGGAGAGGAAGAUACAUGAUCGGGAGUUCGUGAGGAGCAAAGGUCUUGAUAAGCAGGAUCCUGUGACGAACCACCGCCGCGGUGAUCUGAUGCAGACGAGUUGUGGCAGUCCUUGCUAUGCGGCUCCUGAACUGGUCGUUAGUGACGGCCUUUACACUGGGCGCAAAGUCGACGUCUGGAGUUGCGGUGUCAUUCUAUACGCUAUGCUCGCUGGCUAUCUGCCUUUUGACGACGACCCUGCUAACCCUGAAGGCGACAACAUCAACCUGCUAUACAAGUACAUUGUCUCGACGCCCCUGACGUUCCCCGAAUACGUUUCACCGCACGCCAGAGACCUCCUGCGCCGUAUCCUUGUGCCCGACCCAAGGCAAAGAGCAGAUCUGUUCGAGGUAGCUCGCCAUAGCUGGCUGAGCGAGUACUCGCAUGUGCUCAACUUCAUCGGCAGUAACUCCAAGAGCGAGGUGGAUAUUGCAAACUCGGCGCAACUGCAGGGUCCUACAGAUCAACAGCUGGGCAGGAGCGCGUCUGUGAGAGAGCCUGCAAGCAGAUCACCCGCUGUGAUGGCGCCAGGAGCGAUUCAAAAGCAGUCUGCCAAUGUUGGCGAAGAGAUGGAUGGUAGGAACAAGCGCGAUGCUAAGAGGCGGACUGUUCAGGUCGAAUAUGUCGCGCCACCAUCGAACACUGGCCGCAUGGACAAUGGCUCGUACGCUCAGUCGCCGGUGCAGACAUCUGCCUCUGCGGGCAAGACGAGGGCUAGGAGUGAUAGCCAAGGGCCAGUCGAAGUCGUACCCACGCCAGCAAGAGAGCCGCCUACGCAAAGACGCGAGCAGCCGACCACCGCAGCCAUGCCACCACCAAGCAGACCAGCCCGUGACCAGAUUCGAGCUGCAUCAGAGGCGAUGCCGAUUUCAGGCCAGCCAACCACCCAUGCAUCUAGGCCAUCUACCGGUGGAAGGCUGCCAUCACGCGGCAAUUCGUAUAGUCUACCAGCUGUGGCUACUCCCAGCACAGAGACCGCUCAAGGUCGUUUCUCCCAGCCUAAGCCGGGUGGAGGCUACAUCAUAUCCAGCCCGCUAUCGUCUGAACAAGGGACCAACGAUAGCCGUCCGGAGCUCAACAACUACCAGCAGCAGCAACCUCAGUCUAAUUUGCAGCAAUCUCAACAGAAGUUCCCUCCUAGCCACAAGCGUUCCAGCACUCUGGGCAGCAUUGGCGAUCGUCUACUCGGUCGCAGCAACAGCAAACGCUCUUCCAAGCAAGAGGCAGUAGCCAAGCCACAAAAUGAGAAGCGCGAUCGCCGCUACCCGCCGGUCAGCAUGAACAACGCCAUUGCUCCACCACAGAACGGCGACGCAGAAGCAACACCGCGUCCCUCCUCGGAAAGCCGCAGAAGACCAAGUUUCAGCUUCACGCGCAAGAACUCCGAUGCGCCUAGUGAGCGCCGCAACUCUCGACGCUUCUCUUUCUUGCCUGGCAGCUUCAGCAUGAACAAUUUCGGCGGUAACAAGAAAGAUGCUGGGUACGACUCUGAACGUCCCGAGAGCCGCAGGGAUAGUAUCCAGAAAGGAGACGGCAGGCCGCAGAGUAAAGGGGGUGUGGCGUUUGGGAGAGGUGCGUCUCGGACUCCGAGCCAGGAGACGACGAAUUCGACGAUCCCGUUGCAUUAUGAUGAGCAGCGUGAGGCUGGUAGGCAGAACAGGCGAUCCGGCAUGCCCCAGCAGGGUCAGAGGGAGAGGUAUGAGAAGGAUUUGCCUUCUACGCCUGGACAGGGUAUCAACUCGCCGCCCCCGGUGCAGAGGAAGCAGUUCCGCGACGACGGGUAUGGGAAUAAUAGUCUUGAGCCGAAUGGUCUGCAGCAGCAUCAGCAGCAGCAGCAGGAACCUGUCGAGCGGUUCUACACGCCGAACGAGGAGCCGAAUCGUCAACUUGGCGCUGGACGGCCGGGUCAGUACACCAUCGCCAUUAAUAAUGCUGGUGCUCGAUCCCAACAGCAGCAGCAGCAGGACAAUUACCUCAACCCCAGCUUCAGCAACCGGGACGAUGGAUAUGGAUCUAAUCAUUCUGCGCCUUUGGACCCCGGCGGGGUGGCGGGGAAUAUGCGUCCGAAUCAGAGGAAGUUCGAUGAUGGGUAUGAGCAGGGUUCUGCUGGUAGUAGUAGUGGUGCUAGACGGGUUAUGGAUUUCUUCCGUCGGAGGGGCAAGGAAAGGGUUCAGGCUUAG
Molecule: messenger RNA, 3540 nt
Organism: Recurvomyces mirabilis
Lineage: Eukaryota; Fungi; Ascomycota; Dothideomycetes; Mycosphaerellales; Teratosphaeriaceae
Exons: 2
Coding region: 1-3540 (1179 amino acids)
Biological process (GO): intracellular signal transduction; protein phosphorylation
Cellular component (GO): cytoplasm
Molecular function (GO): protein serine/threonine kinase activity; ATP binding
Source: RefSeq, a predicted model, not a curated record